GGGUGGGCAGAGCUGGACUGGAGCUGGAACAGAGCCGGGCUGGAGCGAGGCGGUUUAGAGGUAAACUGGAGCUGGAGCCUGAGCCGAAGCAGGAUUGCUCCGCGUCCUCAGUGACAGCGCCGAGUCGUCUGCGUCUGUGUUACCGUUGGACGCUAUCCUGCGUGUGUAGUUUACCUAUGGACAACAGUACGCUGUUUAUGACGAGUGAUAUCAGGUUAGCAAAAUUUGUUGUGACUCGGAGGUACCAAACCAAAUAAAGCCAAAACCGGAGUAUUCGCAAGAAGAAAGCUGCGCGCUAGCACAGGCCUUAUACCAGACCUCGGGAUAUAUGUAACUGCACACACGACGCUUUGAACGUCCAGGGCGGAUUCGACGGCAGCACAAGGCUCCCUGUUGCGGAGACCGCUGUUUGUGGGUUUCACUCCGCUGAGUGAAAAGCGAGACUUCGAUUUUUAAAAGCAAAUAACCGGGUGUAUUUUCCCAGAGUACUGCUUUCAAGUUAUUAUCGCCUUUAGUAAAUGGCAUUUAGAUAAUUACCGCCAGUAGGUCUUAGCAUUUAGCUUUGCUUGUUAGCAAGCUAGCAUGCUAACUCUGAAUAGCGAGUCGUUAACUGGUGUUUCUGGUUAGACGUGACUUUCACCAGCUUCUUGGGUAGUUUAGUUGCAGUAUGGAUGUGCGUAGUUCAUUCUUCUCGAUUCCGGGCGUCACUACUCGCUGCAGCCCCGAAAAGCUCGCUUUAAUACGCCUGGCUUAGCUGGAGAUGCCAGCGGGCGGAAAUCUGUCGUUUUCAAUAGGUACGUCCGCGGUCGUUUAGUUUUUAAAAUCAAAUACAAAACAAUGCCUGUGUUAUUAUUCAGGACCUUUUAAAUGUUCGCUUUGGGACCGUUUUUAACACGGUUUGCGGUGAGGUCGUCUUUGUUUAAACCAUCGGUGAAGACAAUGAGCCCCCGGACCCAGCUGGGCUCACCAUAACAAAAACAAAGAUGUGAUUUUCCUGCUAAGGACCGAGUACCAUUUGGGUUUCAUUCUGCAUUACACCUCAGGAUCUUUGUUCAGCAGGAGCUGUGCUUUUUUUAAUGGACGAUCUUCACAUUUAACUUUCUUUGACAACUGUGCAGCUUCAGAGACGGUUGAUCCGCAUUAAAGCCAUAUUUCAGGUCAUUUGCCCCAGGCGACUGCAGCUGGACUCGGAAUCAUAUUUAUACUACAUAAACGACACUAAACGGCGGUAAAUUUCAGUGAGUCUUCUUUCUAUAACCCUGUGUUUCUCUGUUAUCUGAAUUUUGGUGUGAAUAUAUUUUUUGCACGCCUACAUUUAAUUACCUACCCUUUGUGGAAGUCCUAGUCAGUCUUUUUCGUGCUUGUUUUUACGACUAUUUGGGGAUUUCGACGUUAGCUUGCACCCUGUCAAGAAGGGGUAGAAGUGACCUCGGUUCUAGCUGGAUCCGGCUGGGCACAAGGGUGUUCCCAAGAGACCAGCUCUCAGUUCACCUUUGUGCAAAUGAGAGGAAGGAUGGGCACCCAGGGUAGCCCCGUCAAGAGCUAUGACUACCUUCUGAAGUUCCUGCUGGUCGGAGACAGCGAUGUGGGGAAAGGCGAGAUCCUAGACAGUCUGCAGGAUGGAUCUGCAGAGUCACCAUAUGCCUACAGCAGUGGGAUUGAUUACAAAACCACAACCAUUCUGCUGGAUGGGAGAAGAGUCAAAUUGGAGCUGUGGGACACCUCGGGACAGGGAAGGUUCUGCACCAUCUUCAGGUCCUACUCCAGAGGUGCUCAGGGAAUCUUGCUGGUGUAUGACAUCACCAAUCGCUGGUCUUUUGACGGUAUUGACCGCUGGAUCCGUGAGAUUGAUGAGCAUGCCCCUGGUGUGCCACGCAUCCUAGUGGGCAAUCGACUGCACCUGGCCUUCAAGCGUCAGGUGCCCACGGAGCAAGCCCGCGCCUAUGCUGAGAAGAACGGAAUGACCUUUUUCGAAGUGAGCCCCUUGUGCAAUUUCAACGUCAUUGAGUCCUUCACAGAGCUGUCCCGCAUCGUGCUCAUGAGGCAUGGCAUGGAGAAAUUCUGGAGACCCAACCGAGUGUUCAGCCUCCAGGACCUGUGCUGCCGUGCCAUUGUGUCUUGUACACCUGUCCACCUGAUCGACAAGCUGCCCCUGCCUGUGGCCAUCAAGAGCCACCUCAAGUCCUUCUCCAUGGCCAACGGGAUGAACGCAGUCAUGAUGCAUGGUCGCUCUUACUGGCCCACACUGACCACCACCACUGGGAGCAGCAAGGGUAACAGCCUCAAGCGCUCCAAGUCUGUCCGGCCGCCCCAAAGCCCACCACAGAAUUGUGCCAGGAAUAACUGCAAAAUCUCGUAGCAUGUCGCUGGGGGGGCCCAAGCCCCCAAUCAUUAUCUAUCACCUUUCAGAGACUGCAUUGCCAGAACCAUGGACUGGCCCUCAACGGGGCCAUCUCCUCCUAUGAAGACCCUGUCCUGCCUGGGGCUAUGUGGUCGGACCCAGGGUCUUUCUCCUGCAGCCACCACAGUUAGCUGUCUAUCCAUCCAUCUCAAUGGCUUCUCCAACCCCCUGGAGCCGUGCAACACUAUAGCUAGUUGGAACUACUUUCCUGCAUUUUAUUUUAAUACAGUAUUUACACUUGAUAUUUAAUGGAGACAGAUUCUUGGCUGUGGUCAGUUUGCUUUAUUUUGUAAUGAAAUUUUGCACUGAAAUUCCUCAUGUGCUUGUAGAUGGUUCAGAUGGCAUCUUUUAGCCACGUGCUUGGAACAGGUGAAAUCAAGAAUCGCAAGAAGUUUACGUUGUUCGCCUGCCCCUAAGGAUAUCUGCGGUUUGCUCUCAGAUGUUGGGGUUUCUUUUCUGCUUUUUCUUUUCCAUAAGAGAUCCACACUCUUCUAAUGAUUGGAAGCUGUACACAACGCACUACUGAACAAUAUUGUGCCGCACAUCGGUUAACCCAGCUGACAAGCUGCCCCUAUCUCAUUCUCCUCCACACUUGACCCUGUGAACGUGGUCUUAGAGUACGGCUGUACCAACUGGCCAACGUUGGCAGCAGGAGGUCAAGAACCUCAAGUGCUCCAGAUCAAUCUGGCCAUCCUGGAGACGUCUCAGAACAGAGCCGCAUUUAGCGUCUGGCGUAUUAUGGCAGUGAAGGCCGCGAGCAGACUUUGAUCUUUACUUAUCCGUUCUCCAUCUUCCCUGAUCUCAUUUCUGUUUGGUUCCAUUUACAUUUCCCUCAUUUUCAUUAUGAAGGUGACGAGUUUUAGAAUGAGGUGAUGGUGAGUCUUAUUAAAAUGUGGUACAGUUUUACAGAUCUUCAUACAAGGUUCCCCUGUUAAUUCAGUCUGAACACCAUCCUUACAGCAGCAUUCUGAUCAUUUUAGAAAAUUGUCCCCUUUUUCAUAAAAAAAAAAAAAAAAAAUCAAGAUUUGACCCUUUAUUAUUUGGAGAGCUGGGAUUAAAGUUUAUUUUUUAUGGAUGGGCUGUUAGCAAGCAGAGCAAAUAUUUUUGAGAUUAAAUGGAAAACUCUUUAAUCUGUUUGUGGGGAAGAAACUUCUUUCUCCGGUCUUUAGAGUAGAAUUUAUCUAAAAUCACUAAUCCAAGUACACAAGGAAUUGCGCAUGUACAUGUAUAAACAGUGUAAUGUAUAAUAGCUGUAUGUGGUGGAGCAAAACGCCACGAAAAGCUUCUGCUCUGCCGCGCAUGCAUAGGACUGGACCUCAGCUACCCCCCAGUUACCAAGUAAACUCAUGUCAAUAACGAGGGUGAAGUACGAUGGGGUCCGAGUGUGCCAGAACACGAGUCACCUUUGUUUUAUCCUUUUUCUUCUGUGUAGCCACCAUCCUUGGCUGGGGAGAGUUUUAUGAAAGGAUGAGCUGUUAAUUGGGGUCCAGUUCAGGCUCUUAAAUAAAGGUGAAGAGCCACCUUAUUUGCCAUUACUCACUCUGUCUAAUGAACAUGCUUGUUAACACAGCCAGGCUUCAUUCCCAGUGCUUCCAGGCUGGUCUUCAGCUGAAUGCAUGGGUCUGAUUUUGUAACCUUCCACAUCACACUGAUGACUUCAGCUAAACUCCUUCACCUUUCUGCCAUUAACUCAUUCAGUCAUCCGUGUUUCAGUAACCUGCACGGCCGGCCUUCCUGUGCCAAAUCCACUAUCGGGGAAAUGCAGAGAAGCCUGCAACUGUUUCAUAGUCGCAAUAUUUUAAUAGAUUUUUUUUUCCAUACAAAAUGAACCGUUUUCACUUAGAACAGUAACUGCGUGUUAGGGUUGUGCUUUUUAAAUGCACGAUGUACAGCUUGAAGUUAGAUUCAGUUCAUCUUCAGAAAAGCUUCAAUAUGUCAACAGAAUGAAAGCCAAGUAGGUGCUCCGUCUGUGACUUAAGCAGAGAGUGGUUUUGUUAAUGGGGUUGCCAGUGUGCCGGCUUCUAGACACCUUAAAAGCAGCUCUACGCCUGCUGAUAUCAUUACUCACUGCUCGUCUAGGGAGCCUCGUCUGUUAAAAUGCGCCCUGGUGUUUUUCCUGCUUUCAUUUAGGUAUUUUUCCUGUCGCUGUAACAAAGCUUCACAGUGUAAUAUUGUAAUUAUCCUGUUAUUUAAUUCAUUUCUGGUAUGCCCUUUCAGGGAUCGUCUUGUGUUUUGCACAGAGCCUCACAAACUCUUGCUCUUUGGUUCCCCCCCUCCGCGGUUCUCCUCUCUGACCCCCACCUCCCCGAAACUCAGGGACCAAACUUCCCCACUUCUGCAAGCCCUGUCUGUGACGCCAGGAUAGCACUGGCUGAGUCGGGUUUCCUAAGGAUGUGUAUUAUAAUUAAGUUCCUUUUAUGAAGAGCAACUGUCCCUUGUUUUUGUGGGUUAAGUAGCUGUCUGUUGCCGUUUACACCCAGUGUAGGAAUGAGAGGAAAGUGUGAGAUCCAGGAAUCAGGAUGAGCUUUUCUGGCCCAGUGCCCCGACCCCGCAGGCUCACCGCAUCAGCUCUGCCCCUCCACUACUCCUGCAUACCUGCCUGUUACAGAAGUCCAGAGGUCCGCAUUCGUAGCAGAGGAUUGCAGCAGUGUUACGUUUAAAGUCUUCCUCCUCGGACUGAGCCCUGGGGAUGUAUGUGUCUCGCAGGUCCCCUGCAUGGCUGGCAGGGAGCAGAUCCCUGUGCCCUCGCACUUAUCAGGGAGAUUUGCCAUGUUAAGCAAUGUAACUUAUCCUCGGGGAUGAAGUAAAACCAUGGAUCGUAAAUGCAAUUAACAGCCCGUGAAGCUCCUCCAAUUUCCUCCAUUUGAGUUGUAUUUCCCUGUAAUUUUGAAGGUGAAUGGUGGGAUUUUUUUUAUUUGAUUUUUUUUUUGUGUUUAAACAACCUGGCUGGACUGUAACAUAUCUUAUUUGUGUGUAGGAUGUGGGGGGGAAGGGGGGUGUUCAUUUACAACAGCUAGUUUGGUCUUUGCUAUUUUUCCAUUUUCGUGUUAUAUAAAGGGAAAUGUAAUAAUAUUGUGGUUAGAGUAAAACACUAUCUUACUUUGAUUUAAGCUGCUGGGUAACUUAAAUGAAGAAUGCUUUGUAAUUAAACACAACUUUUUUAAUCGUUUUGGAUUGUACAGUUCGUAUUAAAUGGAAGUACUUUUCCCCCAAAUAAACCUCCAAAUAUUUUA
Molecule: messenger RNA, 5634 nt
Organism: Brienomyrus brachyistius
Lineage: Eukaryota; Metazoa; Chordata; Actinopteri; Osteoglossiformes; Mormyridae
Product: ras-related protein Rab-40C-like
Exons: 6
Coding region: 1502-2359 (285 amino acids)
Biological process (GO): intracellular signal transduction; protein localization to plasma membrane
Cellular component (GO): endosome; plasma membrane; synaptic vesicle
Molecular function (GO): GTP binding; GTPase activity
Source: RefSeq, a predicted model, not a curated record